AUGCGGGAGCCAAGUCCAAGUGUGCACUUGGAAAAGGAUGACGCUUACUUACCGGAGGUCUGGACGUGGUAUGCCAUCGGUGUCUUCGUGAUACUCCUUCGAUUUGCGUACUUGGCGUUGUACUCCCUGAAUGUGUAUAUCGUUCAAAUUACAUACCACACGGGCGGGAACAUCGAUAUUACCGGCGACAUAGUCCCUUCGCUGUCGAACGAGGAUGUGGAGAUACUGGAGCUGGGGUCGAAGCUGGAGUUCAUCUCCUGGUACUCAUAUCCAGGCUGUAUCUGGGUGCUCAAGUUCACCGUCCUAUUUUUCUACAAACGCCUUACUCUCGGAAUCCUGCGACGAAGAUCACUGAACGGACUAUUUUGGUUCUGUGGCUUGUCAUACAUAGCUCUGUGUUUGAUGGUUACACUGAGCUGCCAACCGUACGUCUUGUCGGGGCCGCGAAUUGAACGAGGUGCUGAAAAGAAGGCUAGAUACUCCGAUAAUUGGACAAUCCGACCGCUGCCCGGUCCCGAAUGCACGUUUCGGCCCCAGAACUUCUGGAUGUUAUUGUGGCUCAAUAUCAUCACCGACGCCGCCCUCCUUUCAAUACCGAUACCGAUCCUGUGGCAUCUCCGAGUAUCCGUCAAACGCAAGAUCGCGGUCGGCGUCCUGCUGUCGUCGGGCGUUUUCGUCAUAUCCACAGCGAUAAUACGAGCGAUAUCCACCCUCGGCGGAGCGCCGUCCGUGAUCAACAUCAACCGCUGGGGCUUCCGGGAGAUCGGCGUUGGACUCAUCACCGUGACCCUCCCGGUGCUGAGUCCCCUAGCCACCAGGCCCUUCUGGCGGAGAGGGCCGUACAUACGAGACUACUACGACCGGCUGCGGAACCCGAGAUCGCCGGUCCACAACGCGAGAUUCGGGAACUGGCUGGGCACGCUGGUGCUGCGCUACAUCGACGAGGACGAAGGCGGUGACGUUCGCCAGCCCGACUCGGCCAAGGCUUUAGAGGAAGCCGGGUACGGAGAGUAUGCGGAACGGGCGGGCUCUGUUGGGAAGGGAAGCCAGGAGACGUAUGAGCUGGAGACGCAGAGCGGCGGGACGAGUACGAAGAGCAUCACGGGCAUUGAACCGGCAUGA
Colletotrichum karsti is the source of this 1122-nucleotide messenger RNA. RefSeq lists its product as uncharacterized. NCBI's taxonomy places the organism in Eukaryota, Fungi, Ascomycota, Sordariomycetes, Glomerellales, Glomerellaceae. The transcript is spliced from 4 exons. The record is from RefSeq and is a predicted model, not a curated record. Bases 1 to 1122 code for a protein of 373 amino acids.